This is a messenger RNA of Colletotrichum spaethianum, 2148 nucleotides long. RefSeq lists its product as uncharacterized. The coding region runs from base 1 to 2148 and encodes 715 amino acids. The record is from RefSeq and is a predicted model, not a curated record. The transcript is spliced from 2 exons. Lineage: Eukaryota; Fungi; Ascomycota; Sordariomycetes; Glomerellales; Glomerellaceae.
AUGGAUUCAGAGAACCGUCCUCGAGAACAGAGUCAUUUGAUGACGACACUGGACUCUGAAAACACAGAACCGGCAAAGACGCAAGGAGUUCGAGAGCCCUCGGUGAGAGAGAAAACCUACAGCCAAGACACUGCAUACGAAGCGGUGCUGGAUCGGAGCGAUGGCCGAGACGGCGGUGCGGCGUAUGAGUUUCGAAGGGCCAACAAGGAACCAUUUGUGAUUCUAGCCGAUGUCUUCGCAGUCAUCUGCCCUGUUGCAUUUCUUGCAUUCGCGUUUCUUGUGUUGAAGCUUGACGGGCAGGAUAUCGAUGGUGCCCCUGCCAGACAGUAUCGGAAUGCGAUCACUAUCCUCGCAACUCUCUUCCCAAUCAUCUUCGCGGCUAUCGUCGGUCGUCUGAUGUCGCAAGUCGCACGCUGGAAACUCGAAAAGGGCGCAACAAUGGGAGUCCUUGAGCAGCUGAUGGGAAGUCGAACGGUGGGCGGUACACUCCUCGUUCACUUCCAGCUGCGAGCUCUCAACCUUCUCGCACUUUUUCUGGUUCUUAUCUGGAUAUUCUCGCCCCUUGGCGGCCAGUCUGUUCUUCGCAUGCUCGAAACCCGUUCCCGGACCGUGACCCAACCAGCGGAUGUGGUCUAUUUCGACACCAACGCUCAAUCCCAGUUCGCAUCCUGGUCGGAUGCCUCGCCGACGAGUUCCGCCUAUAACAACAACCGCAUGUCUAUCGUCAACGCUAUGUACAACGCUCUUAUCCUUAGCCCGGACGCUGUAAAGAGCGCUGCAAUGGAUGUUUGGGGAAAUGUCAAGGUUCCUGCGUUAUCCUCUUACGGUGAUUUCAGCAACUCGGAUUGGCAGUCGAUUCCGAUGAAUGACACGGAACGGGAGUUUUCGUCUCUUGUUGGUGUUCCUGUUACAAAUAUUGCGGAGGGUAACACCACCUUCUCGCUGGAGUCGAGCUACAUUCACCUCGAGUGUGAAAAUAUCAGCGUCUCUUCCUUCAGUUACAGUCCAGGCUCUGGUACUAGCUUCGCCAAGGAAGUCCUAUUCAACGAGACUUCGCUGUGCAUGUCCAGCCGCUGCAACUCUGUCGCGAACGGCACCUGGCAGGGAUGGAACCUCAAGCUAAACGGCACAAAUAUCGUCUCCAACGACAGCAACAAUCAGGAUCGCGGGGCGGGAUGGAACCUCGCCCUGGACAAUUUUGUUGAUGAGUUGUGGAAUGACUAUGAUUGGUAUACCCAACGAGGCUUGAAUGUUGAAGACUCGAAUCGCCCAGACGUUUUCGAGGGUGAAAAGGGGGUCGUUGCGAAUCCAACGACGCUGCUCUUCCAAGCAAAAGAACAAACCAGCUCCCGCGCACCGCCAGAUUACAUCACCUCGCGCUGCGGCGUCACGCAGAAAUAUGUCGAGUCACGUGUCCACUGCUCCCGCGACUCCCCCACGGCUCGUCAGAACUGCAGCGUCAUCGCUCAGAGACCCUCGCAGAGACCGCACGCCGAUGAGAACAUCUCGCAGCUCUCCUUCGUCCAGGUAUUCCGCUAUGUCUCACGCAAGCUGCCUCAGGCGACAAACCAUUUCGAUUCGAGCUACACGUCGGACAUCUCGCUGAACUUCCUCGAGAACCCGUCAUCGGCAACGAUGACUGCCGCUACAGCACCGCCGGAGCUGGCGAGCAUUCCGCCGAGAGAUUUCGGAUACCGCCUGGCGCAGCUGGUGAACUCCUAUGUGUUCCUCAGCCAGGCGUUUUCGAAUGCUCCCAGCGGGAGUGUAGACGUCAAGGCGUCCUUUGAGCCGAACGUCACUGUUGCUGUCGAUGUCGCAACGCCGGUUGAGGUUUUCCAUGUCUCUAGUGUAUGGAUGGCGCUUUACAUACUUUCUUGUGUGGUUUUGCUGCUGGGAGGUACGAUGAGCGCUGUGGUGACGCAAUUUGUUCACGGGCCAGAAAUUCUAGGGUAUGCCUCGACGGUUGUGCGGGAUUCCAAGUUUAUGGAUAUCUCUCCUGCUGCGGGCCGCAUGGAUGGUAUUGACUUGACAAGAAUGCUGAAGGAUAGAAGGGUGAGGUUUGGUUAUACCCGGUUGUCAGUUGAAGAUACUCAGUUGGUGGGGGUGGGAUCUCAGGAGGAGGUGAAUAGAAUAAAGCAGAAGCAUUAA